UAACCUAAAAUUUUAUUAGAAUUUAAAAAUAAUAGAUAGAGAACUGAGGCUGGAAAGUAUUAUUCUUUAUCUUUUCCUCAGAUACUUUUCUUCCAUUAUGUAACAGAAUUUUAUUAGAUAUUAUAAGUAUUAACCAUUCGCUAGAAAAAAAAACAAAAAUGUUUGGGCUGCGGGCUUCUGUUAGGAAAUCAGCUAUUAUUGUGCCGACAAUGUUUUCACAACAAACAAGGAACACUUUUAUCUUGCGACGCAGAUGGCCACCACCACUUCACAAGAAAGGUGGUAAAGUGCCUAAAAUGAAAGGCAGACACUUCGUUUAUGACUUAGUAGAAGAUACUAGUGUUAAAAAGAAACCAGACAUAAGAAUUGUUUUAAAUCAAUUUGUUGAAGGAGUUGGAACAACUGGAGAUGUUUUAACACUACAUUUGAACAAAGCAUAUGAAAACUUCAUAUUGCCAGGUCUUGCUGUGUAUGCCAAUCCAGAAAAUUUGGAAAAAUAUAAAACCUAUGAAAAACGUCCUCUAGAAGAAAAUACUCACAGCUCUCCAUUUGUUAAAAGGACAAUGGAUUGUUUACACAGAUUAGUACUUCGUGUAACAAUGAGCAAUUCUGAACCAUGGACUCUACAGCCCUGGCAUCUCAAAGCUUCAUUUCGCAAGUCAGGCUUCGUAGUUCCUGAGAGUGCUAUUGAAAUGCCUCCAGUGCAAAUCAAGGGCCCAGAUCCAAAUUUACUCGACAAAGAAUUUUAUGUUACAGUAACAAUAAACAAAAAGGAGAAAGUACAUGUCAGAUGUAGAAUAUAUCACUGGGCAGCAGGUCAAGAGCAAUUACCUUUUGAAGAAAGUUACUGGAAGAAACCUAAACAGCCACUGAUACCCGAACAAGCAGAAGUACUUCAAAAAUUUCCUUACCAAAAUGAAUAGUAACAGAUUUUUAAAUGCAUAAAUAAU
Bombyx mandarina (wild silkworm) is the source of this 950-nucleotide messenger RNA. RefSeq names its product mitochondrial ribosomal protein L9 (gene mRpL9). The record is from RefSeq and is a predicted model, not a curated record. Gene Ontology annotation, molecular function: structural constituent of ribosome. Gene Ontology annotation, cellular component: ribosome. Gene Ontology annotation, biological process: translation. Lineage: Eukaryota; Metazoa; Arthropoda; Insecta; Lepidoptera; Bombycidae.